AGCUUUAUUCUUUGUCCGGGUUUGAAACUGGACGAGGCAGUCAUAUAACCGGGUCGCAGACGAGACCCGACCCGACCCGAUCACUAUCAUCUACCAGAAAUCAAUCUGUAACUCAAAGCUCUAGGGGAUUCUGCGGAGAUCGAACCUUGAGAAUCGCUACGGAAAAUGGAGAAUCAGGGCAUGAGUCGGAAAGAGAAGAGAAAGGCGGCGAAGAAGCAGAAGAGGAAGCAGACGAGAAGGGAGGCAGCGGUGAGGCUGCGGGAGGAAGAGGAGGCGAAGUUGAAUGAUCCGGAGGAGCAGGAGAGGAUGAGGCUGAUGGAGCAGGAAGAGGCCGAGAGGUGCGAGAGGGAGAGGAGGAAGUUUGAGGAGAGCGAGAGGAUGUGGCUCGAGGCGGCGGCGGAGAGGAAGAGGAGGAAAGAAGUGGAGGAGGAGGAGCGGAGGAAGAUUCUGGAGGAGUUGGAGAAGAAGGAGGUUGAAAAGGAGAAUGAGUUGAAUGAGGAUGAUGAUUGGGAAUAUGCAGAAGGGCCUGCAGAAAUUAUCUGGCAAGGAAAUGAGAUAAUUGUCAAGAAGAAAAGGGUCAGGAUUGCAAAGAAAGAUGUGGACCAACAUAGUAGAAAAGAGGAGGAUACUGAGAGACCCACAUCAAAUCCUCUUCCUCCUCAAUCAGAAGCAUUUUCUGAUCACAAUGCAUCAAUAAUUUCAUCCCAACAGUUGUUUGCAGAUGUUUCAGAACAAAUCCCAAACUUUGGGACGGAACAGGAUAAAGAUCAUUGUCCUUUCCAUAUCAAAACUGGAGCUUGUCGGUUUGGGCAACGUUGCAGCAGAGUUCAUUUUUACCCUGAUAAAUCGUGCACACUUCUAAUCAAGAACAUGUACAAUGGACCUGGCCUUGCUUGGGAGCAAGAUGAAGGACUUGAGUAUACAGACGAAGAGGUUGAACGCUGUUAUGAGGAGUUUUAUGAGGAUGUACAAACAGAGUUCCUGAAGUUUGGAGAAAUUGUGAACUUCAAGGUGUGCAGAAAUGGUUCAUUCCAUUUGCGGGGCAAUGUGUAUGUACACUACAAGUCUUUGGAUUCUGCUGUGCUGGCUUAUCAUUCAAUAAAUGGUCUCUAUUAUGCUGGCAAGCAGGUAACAUGUGAGUUUGUUGGUGUGACCAGAUGGAAAGUUGCCAUAUGUGGGGAGUACAUGAAGUCCAGGUUCAAGACGUGCUCUCAUGGUACGGCAUGCAACUUCAUACACUGUUUCCGCAAUCCGGGUGGAGACUAUGAAUGGGCCGAUUGGGAUAAACCGCCCCCAAGAUAUUGGGUGAAAAAUAUGGUUGCUUUAUUUGGGCUUACAGAUGAAUCUGGGUAUGACAAAGAGGUGAAGCAAGAAAGCAUGGGCCGGAGGAGGAGCACCAGCAAUGCAGGAACAGUAGAUGCAGAUAGGUAUCACUCUAGACGUUCUAGAUCCAGGGAGAGUGGUUACUCGCAUGGUGAAUAUGCUAGAAGGCAAUUUGAUGAAAAUGAUGCUCAUAAGAACGUGUACUAUCAAAGGCACACAAGUGAUGGUAGAAAACGAAUCAAAAUGCAUGAGGAACGAUAUGAAGAGGAAGCGCAUUUUGGAGACAAUCGGUAUAGCAGGAGUAGAAUUCACAAUGUUGAAUCUGAUGGAGAUUUGUUGAGGGAUGGGACCAGAGACAGAGAAAGACACAAUGAUCACAGAAGGAAAAGCUCAAGACAACGGGAAAAGGUAUUGGAAUCCCCGGACGAUUAUGGGGAGAGAAAGAACAAAACUUAUGACUCAGAAGGAGAUUGGUCUGAUAGGGAGGGAGACAAGUCCAGAAAACAUGGUCACACAAGAAAAAGCUUGAAGCACCAGAAGGAAGCAAUGGCGGUCAUGGAUGAUCUUGGAGACAGCAACAACAGUAUUCAUGAGCCUGAUUCUGAUGGAGGUUGGUCGGACAGGGAUGGAGACCAUGACGGGCAUCAUGAUCACACAAUGAAACGCUUGAAAAAUAGGAGCAAAAUGUCUGAAUUCUCAAAUGAUCAUAGGAACAGCAAGUACAGAACUGAUGCCACUGAUUCUGAUGGUGAUUCCUCACAUAGGAACAGGCAAGGAGACAGAUACCAUAGUCACAGGCGAAAGAGCUCAAGGCACUGGGAUGAAGUCUCAGAAACUGCAGAUGAUGACGAGGACAAAAGGAAGAGAACUCAUGAUACUGAUCCCACUGGAGAUUGGUCAGAUGAGGUUGGAGAAAGACACCAAAGUAAAAGAAGGAAUUGCUCAAGACACUGGUCAGAUGACCAUGAGGAAACAGAAAAAAAUGUAAAAGAUGAAUUUCAGGGUCAGGAGUUUGACACUGAAAAACCAGACGUACCAAGAGUCCAAAAACAUAGUCACUCUAGCAGAAAGGAUGGUUCAAACAAAGAGAUGAUUAGCAGAGCAGAUUUUAUAAGUGAGGAUAAAAAAUCAAAUGGGAAUCAUGAGGCCAGCAGUUCAGAUCAACAUGGCAGGAGAAGUAAAUCAUACAAUCCUGAUUCGAGAUACCACUCUGAUGAAAAUAUUGACAAAGAGGGUGACUGGGAACCUGAAAAAACCCGAAAAUCUAGAAGAGAGAAAAGUACUUCUCAUAAACAUCACAAGUACAGAGACCAUGAAGACUACAGCAAGAGCAAAUCAAGAGGUGGUGAUCGGUCAAUCCAUAGGAGACACUCAACCAGCUUAAACAAUGCAGAUUCUUCUGAAGAGUAUCAAGACUCUGAAAAUAAAGACAAGAGGCAUGGUGGAAAACAUCAAUCUAGUAGUCACAGGCGGCACAGUGAGAAAUCUAAUUCCUAAAGGCCGGAUGAUGCUACUUACAGGAAGCAUCAACUGUAACUGCCUCAAAACUAUCUUUAGCAAGCUUCUCGAACCCGAAAACAUGGACAGAAGCAGCGGAAGAGAUACCUGCCAAUCUCAAAUGCACAACCAAAAGGCCCAGCUGACUUCUCUUUUGUGGGUGCAGGCACAGCAGGAAUGCCAUAAACCGGAUUGGGAACCAUGUACUGCUGAUAAGAUGAGGUGCUGGUAACCGGCAGUGUUGGAUACGAUGGUCGGGCCUCUGAGACUAUCUCCUGUUGUGGAGUUGAAUAAACAAAACCUGGGACUGGAGCAGCAGCGGCAGCAUCAUAGGCCUGCUCUGCGUCGUACCAAGGCGGUAGAGGUGGAGCAGAGGGGCAUGAGCAGCAGCAGUAAGGAGAAGGUAAGGGGGGAGGAGGAGGAGGAGGGGGAGGGAGAUAGGGCUUCUUCUUCUUCUUUUUUCUGUGCCAGAACUUGAGCUUCUUGAGAGUCUUGAGCAUUUUCAUGGCUUCUUGGAUGUUGAGAUUUGUGGUUUGUAGUAGUAUUUAAGAGGAUUGGAGGUGGUAUUUUUUGGAGUGGCCCCUCUGGAGAAGAAAUAAAAAGUAGGGGGAGAGAUGAUGGAGGAUUUAGUAGAGAAGGUGAACGUUGUGGUUUCGAAUUUUCAAACCUUGUGACCGUUGCUUCUUUCCAUCUAGGCCCACUUAUCUGGAAAGGAGGCUCCAGCCUCCAUUUUUUUUUUUUAUCAUUUUUCUUUCUCCUCUUUCCUUUUCUAGUCUCUCCAGAUAUAUUUGAAAUUAAUUCUUCAUUCAGAAAAACAGAAAUAAAAAAUUGAAAAGGCAGACA
Vitis vinifera (wine grape) is the source of this 3663-nucleotide messenger RNA. Its product is annotated as zinc finger CCCH domain-containing protein 5. The record is from RefSeq and is a predicted model, not a curated record. Gene Ontology annotation, cellular component: U2AF complex; spliceosomal complex. Gene Ontology annotation, molecular function: pre-mRNA 3'-splice site binding; metal ion binding. Lineage: Eukaryota; Viridiplantae; Streptophyta; Magnoliopsida; Vitales; Vitaceae. Bases 166 to 2820 code for a protein of 884 amino acids. Gene Ontology annotation, biological process: mRNA splicing, via spliceosome. The transcript has 10 exons.